Penicillium paradoxum is the source of this 765-nucleotide messenger RNA. RefSeq lists its product as uncharacterized. Gene Ontology annotation, cellular component: endoplasmic reticulum membrane; mannosyltransferase complex. Gene Ontology annotation, biological process: GPI anchor biosynthetic process. Gene Ontology annotation, molecular function: mannosyltransferase activity. The record is from RefSeq and is a predicted model, not a curated record. NCBI's taxonomy places the organism in Eukaryota, Fungi, Ascomycota, Eurotiomycetes, Eurotiales, Aspergillaceae. The coding region runs from base 1 to 765 and encodes 254 amino acids. The transcript has 2 exons.
AUGCAUAUCAAAUUACUCUCCACUCUGGGAUUGGUGCUCCCACUCUUUGCGGCAGUGGCGCAAGCAAACGUGGAAAAGACCAUAUUCUUGGCACCAGCACCAGCAACCAUCCCAUCCGACGAGCCAGACCUCGACGAUCUAGGUCUUGAGCGUCUAUCGCCUCAGAGCCCCGUGGUGCGCACACGCCUUAAUGCCUCAUUUCCAACAACUGCCGCACCCGACGGCAUAGACUCGUGGUAUUUUCUUGAAAAUCUGAACCCGGGCCAACGGUAUGAAGUACGGGUCUGUUGGUUAGCCACGCAACCAACAUCAUUCACCCUAACCACCUACCCGCUCUCCAAAACCAUUGAAGACACAGCCCUCCUGUCGUCAUUGAGCAUCUACACAGCUGCCCGUCUUGCAACGCUAGAUAACCAACUUCAAGCAAAUGCCAUUUCACGUCGCACCGGUCUUCGUGGUAGCAAGGACUCCCUCGAUCCCGCGCCAACCAGUGACUCGGUCCUGUUUCUGCGCGUGCACGCCGCAGCAGAUUAUUUCACUACCAAUCAGUCAUUGAUGCAGAAUGUGCCCCCCGUGGCAGUCGAUAUAAUCCUUGACCCAUUCUUGUUCAAUGUUUUCCCGCGCUCGUUGGUGCCAACUGCCGGGUGGAUUGUACUUGUUGCUCUGCUUGCGGUGGUGCUUGGAAGGUGGGUUGUUAAGGAGGUUGGGAGGGCUAUCGAUGAUGCUAGAAGGCAAAGUGCUUUGGAGGAAAUGAAAAGGAAAUGA